This is a messenger RNA of Hyalella azteca, 1126 nucleotides long. RefSeq lists its product as uncharacterized. The record is from RefSeq and is a predicted model, not a curated record. The coding region runs from base 275 to 1126 and encodes 283 amino acids. The transcript has 5 exons. Lineage: Eukaryota; Metazoa; Arthropoda; Malacostraca; Amphipoda; Hyalellidae.
UAUUGAAAAGCUUAACGUACUCUGUGAACAUUGCACCAUACUGUACAAUUAAUCUUAGAACAACUCUACUGUCACCUUCUGACGUACGUCGUUACGACAUUUCCUCGCUGCUGCAAAUGGACUUUCGCUCUCUCGUUUACCUGCUCGAAAUUCGUCCAAACUGACAGCGCAGUCCUCCCUGGCAUGUGGUGCUGUGUAGUCACUUCCAUCCGCACUUUUUCGGGCUUCUGAACGACGGAUCAACUCUGUAAUUCCGACGUCAUCCACGACUGGUAUGGUGCGAGACGCAAGGAUGGCCCUGGUGCUUCUGCUGCUGUUCCCGCUGUUCGUUUCAAGCAAUGGAGGUGGUUUUCAACCGCAGUUUCAGCCUGGAUUCCAACCCUCGUUCCAGAACCAACUUGGACAGGCCAACUUCGGCAACAACUUCGGGAGCAACAUUGACGGCUUCCCUCAGGCCCCCGGUCAACCACUAGGAGGUGUCUACCAGCAACCAGUAACUGGUGGUCCACAAGUUGGCGUCUGUCAACCUGAGACUCGUUUAUCGGUGGUCACGUCAACCGUGCUGCUGCCCACCACGGUUGCCGUCACUCGUACCCGUGCCUUGCCCACGACAGUCUUCACUCAACUAGUGCAGACCACUUACGUGCCCACGACGUUCUACGAGACCCACGUACAGACCUCCGUCAUAGCCCCUGUCAUUCAGACCACUACGGAGGUAAUCACGGCCACCCGUUACGUGACACGCGCCCAGUUCUUCACGGAGACAAGUUUCGUGACAGACGUUCGUGUAGAGCGCUUCACGGAGACGCGCGUGAGUUCCGUGACCUUCACGCACACCAGCAACAACUUCCAGGUGGUCACCACCACCGUCACCACCACAAGGGUGCAAAACAACAUCCAAACUCAAGUUUUGACCCAAACCCAGACCCAGAAAUAUACAGAAACUCUCCCACAAGUUCAGUACUUCACCAACACAGUGACCACCCACAUCCCCAUCUACCGCACCGUGACGGCAGCCGCGCCGCCCGCACCCGAGCAACACGUCCAGACCUUCACGCUCACGUCCACCGUCUUCCCGUCCUGUGGCGGCGGCGGCGGCCAGCAGCAGGGAUAUGUACUUAAGUGA